ACAGGGCAGAGUCCAUCAGGGGACCUCACUGUGGUGCUUGAGGCUGGCAGCCCCACUGCUGGUUCCCCCAAGAAACUGGACAGGAUGAGUCUGUGCAGCAAAUUUCAGAAGGCUUUGCUGCCCGCUGGUAGCAGCCUCACACCUACCAAAGAGGUUACCCCAGAAGACAGCUCAGACAAACUGGAUGAGUCUUUGCCCAUGGUGAACAACCUUUGUCACACAAACAAGACCAGCACGGGGCAAGAUCCGCUUCCUGAACCCUGUGACGCGGUGAAGGGAACACAGGACUGCAGCGAAACCAUCCAGGAGUACAAAGUGUUGCUACCUUCGAACCUGCAGGACCCUAGUCCAGGAGACACAGUGGAGCAGCUGAGCCCAGCUUCCUCCACACAACCAGAAGGUGGGCAUGAGCCCGAGCUCUCCGUUUCCCUCAGCGGAGAGCAGUGUGGUGACAUAGAGGCCCCGUCCUGGAGCACAGGCAAAUCUGCAGAUGCACUGCCCUCUGCUCAGCCACACGGGACCCCAGGCCCCCAUCCUGAUGGCCCUAGGCACAGUCAUGGGGAGAGAUGUGACAAAGACAAAGCCGGCCAGAAGGCUCCAGAUCGUCCUGCAUUUAACAGGAAAAUCAGCAGCCUCAAGAAAACUGACAGAGGACGUUACUGUAACCAUCGAGACUGCUCCUCUGAUGGGGAACACAUGAAGAGAAAUCGGAGCAGGAGUAGGAGUCAGAGGAGGACUGGGGGUCAUUGGCACAGAAAGCGGCACUCCUACACCAGGAAAAACAGCAAACAGGAGUGCCACACUGCUGUGCAGCCCCGCAGCAGGAGUCGGCACCCUCUGUGCUGUGGGGAGUCAGUCAGUCCCAGCAAGCGCUGCGGUCUGGGAAGGUUCAGCUGCCACCACUCCCGAACCAGGAGAGGGGCCGAGCAGCGGGACAGGAGCCGAUAUCACCGCUCAGGCAGUGACCACACCUGGCUCCAAAAGACAGGUGACCCCAAGAAGAUGCGGUGGGACCGGUAUAGGUAUUACCCCGACAGGUACACCCCAUAUGCAGGCAGGAAGCCCAGUGUAAAGCAGCCACACAAGGACUCCUCCUGGGCCAGGAAAGGCAGGGAGCCUCCUGCCCGGGUGAGGGAGCGGACCCACUUCCACAGCCCUUGCACAGGUGCCGCACCCCCUUUCCCUCUGCACCCCGAGGGCCACUCCCAGGAAAAAGCUGCCUUUGGAGCUGAGGACAGUGGCUGUGGCCUGUCUGAUCGGUUUUAUGAACACAAAAGCAUGAAGUCACACAAACGUAGAUAUGAGAGCGCAAAAAGUAAUGACAGUCAUAAGGAAAAGAAAGCCCACAGGAGCCUGCUGAGAGACCUGGAGGAGCCUAAGGCGAAGAAGCACAAAAGGUCAAAAAAGAAGAAGAAAUCUAAAGACCAACGCCAGGAGCGUGACCACAGGCAUCAUCUGGAUCCAGAUGUUCUAGAUGUAUACUCUGACACUGACCUCUACAGACACAAAGAGAAUAAAAAGAAAAAGGAAAGGCACUCAAGGAACUCAAAACACUCUAAAAAAGAACCAGGACUGCACCUGCUGAAGGCCUCCAGCCAUGGGAACAUCAGCUAUUUCAAGAGACUCGAGGGCAGCUACCUGCUCACCGACGGCCUGCCCAUGGAGGACACUGGAUCUUUCCCAAAGAAGAGCCACGUAUUGGCAUACAGCCAGGGUGAUGGAAAACUUAGCCUCAAAACAAAAAAUUUACGAAUGAAAAUUCAACAUGCUCCAAAGAGGCCAUGCCACCUCAGCCUAAAUAUUAAAGAAAAAUUUGUGCAAGUCUGCAUGGUACUUCCUCUCUAAGCAUUGUGCAGUUUUUAUCAUCUAUUUGGAGGGGAGGGGUUUUUUCAUUUUUAACGUUGCCUUAAUUACCCUUAUUCUAAAAGAAUAAACACUUUCUACAA
Molecule: messenger RNA, 1946 nt
Organism: Cavia porcellus (domestic guinea pig)
Lineage: Eukaryota; Metazoa; Chordata; Mammalia; Rodentia; Caviidae
Product: ubiquitin carboxyl-terminal hydrolase 42-like
Exons: 4
Coding region: 85-1845 (586 amino acids)
Source: RefSeq, a predicted model, not a curated record